CUCAUUUUACAUUCAGUCGGAGACAUUAAUUGGCUAAGUGCAGAUCGUCGUCUAUCGCCACCGAGGACGAGCAAGGAGUAAGGGUACAACUGAGACCGGUGGGCCUACGAGCGAAAGUGAAGUGACGAAAGUAACUGACUGAUAGUGUGUAGGAACUGAACAAACAAAAACAUAUUAAGUGAAUUAUUUGUGCCAAAAACUAACACCAGCACUUCCGACGAUCCUUCGCUGUAGGUAUUGUCAUAGGCAAUGAAAGCUUUACUAAUCUGCGUGUUUGCCUGUGCGGCACUAAACGGUGUUCUGAGUGCGUCUAUCAUACGAGUAGCUCGAGAAGACACAGUGCCUGUACCUGACGAGAUCGUUAAGGAUGAACCGGUGGCAGAGCUGCGCAAGGACGAAAUUCCCGUCGCUGUCGAAAAAGAACCAGCCAAGGUGAUCGUCGAGGAUGCAGCUGUGCCAGCGGAGAUUCAACGUUCCGCCGUUAAUGUGGUCGAUGUCGUCGAACCCGUGGCCGUCAAACAGGUCCUUGUUGAUGAACCGGUGGUCGUUGUCGAGAAGGAAUCCUCUGUGGAAUCCUUGCGCAGCGUUUCUCCAGUUGUUGCUGUCGAAGAGCCAGCCGUUGUUGUCAAGGAGACAGAAGUUGUGGCUGAGCCAGUUGUCGAAGACAAAGUGGUUGUACCAAUCGAAUUGGCCCGCAAUGUCGAACCAGUGGUUGAAGUUGCCGAACCAGUGGUGCCCGUUGUCGAGGAACUGAAACAGGAAAACGAACCGAUGGAGGUCGUAGGAGCCGUUCGUAGUGCUCUUCCGGUGGUUGAUGAAGAAAAAGAAAUUCCAGCAGUAGCCGUUGUCGAAAGCGAAAAACCCGUCGAAGUUAAGGAAGAAGCGGUCGUCCCAGCUGUACGAACCGUAGCUGAAGUUAUUUUGGAUAAAGCUGAGGUUUCGGAAGGAAAUGCGGUCGUCAAGGAUGCGGAACCGGCUACUGUCGAGUUACUGAAGAGCGUUCAGCCAGUCGCUGUUGUAGUCGAGGAACGAAAGGAACAAAUCUUGGAUGAAACCGCUCGCAACAUUGUGCCGGAACCCGUUAGACCUUUGAUCGAAAUUGUCGCAGAAGUUAAAGCUGCCCAAACCAAUGAUGUUGCGGAACCAGAACCGGAGGUUAGAAGCGUUGUCGUCGAAGAUAAAGUUGUCCCAGAAUCGGAGGUAGCACCCGUUGAAUCUCACAGAUCCGCCGCUCCACUUGUCGCUGUUGAAGAACCGAUCGCCGUUGCUGUUGCAGACAAAGAAGUGAUUGCUGAAAAAAUCUUGGAACCAGUUCCUGAACUCCAAAAUACAGUUGCCGAUGAAGUACCCGCUCCCGCUGUUUUGAACGAUGAAGUUCCAAUUCCGGAAACUCCCGCCGCAGCCGAUGCUGCUCCAGUCGAAGAUGAAAAAGUUCCAGUCCCAGAGAUUCCCGUAGAAGAGAAAGUUAUUGCCCCCGUAGAAUCUUUACGUUCGGCCCUUCCCGUUGCGGAAGUUGAAGAACCAGCCGUCGUCGUUACCGAGCAAAAAGAAGCCGUUCCUGCCGUUGAGAAUGAAGUUGUUCCGGCUAUCAAAGCGAUCGUAGAAGAAAAAAUUGUCGAAAACGAAGCUGCCGUUGAACCCACUGACGCACUUCGAUCUGUACCAGUCGUAGAGGAAGUCGCUCCCGUGAAGGAAGUCGAACAGGAACCGUCCGAUGUAGUUCGUGCCAUUGAAGUCAAGGAUGACACUGCCACGACCGCUCGUCCCAACAUUAUUCAGCAGAUCAUUCAACCAGUGAACAAUUUGAUCCAGAACAGUCCUCUGGGACCUAUUCUGAACCGCGGAUCAACAACUGCUGCUCCGGGUGCCGCGGAAAAUCUAAACACCGGAGAGGUUGCCGCCGCCAACGAUGAAGCUACUACCGCUGCUCCCAACCUAAUUCAGCAGCUUGGUCAGAACAUCCAAAGCUUCUUGAGUCCAAAUUCUCAAAAUGCACAGACCGGUGACAGCAGCACUACCGCCCGACCGAACAUCAUCCAGCAGGUUCAGAAUGCUGUCGGAUCGGUGUUCAACCGCCCGUCCAGCAACUCCGAACAGCAACCCGCCCCGGCCACUGGUCCCAUCCAGAGCUUGGUGCAAAAUGUUCAGAACUUCUUCCGACCACCGGGCUCUUCCACAGCUGCUCCCGAAGGAGACGGUUCUGCUCCAGUCGCCGUUGCUUCACUUGCCGCCGAAGAUUCUCCCUCAACCUCAGCCGAACUUACGGGAAACCAAACACCUUAGAAGAAUUACUCUUAAGUGCACUCUAAUUAGGGACUCAGUAUUUUGUUCUAGCCAUACGACUCACAAACACACACACAGGCGCAGAGUAAAAUGAAAAUUCCUUUCUUUUUCUAAGGAAUCUUAUGGUUUUAACGAAAUCCUAUCAAGUCAUAUCAUUUCGUUCGUAGUGGCAACAAAUUUAUUUUUUCGAUAAAAUUCCACUGUCUUCUUCCUUCUGGUGAGUGCUUGGUAGGCUCGUUUCGUUAAGUUCUCGGCUCGAACGGGAGCCUGGAAAGUUCACGAGCGAGAGCAUCCGGCAUCCGGAAGGAUCAGAAGAAGGGGACCGCUUUUAUCAGUAUUUAUUUAUUUUUCUAUUGGAACGAAACGAAAUAUUUAUUUAAAAUGUGAUUUUGAUAAUCGAAAGCAUCGAACAAAAGAACAAACAAAAAAUAGUACUGCCGAACUAUCAACAAAAAGGAGAAAACCAUGCAGAACACACGUAAAAAAUGUAUGAUGUUUGUAAAAAAAAGCGAAAAAAAUAAUAAAACAGAAAUAAAACAUAACUAUAAAACAGAA
This is a messenger RNA of Malaya genurostris, 2838 nucleotides long. Its product is annotated as calphotin-like. Bases 250 to 2283 code for a protein of 677 amino acids. NCBI's taxonomy places the organism in Eukaryota, Metazoa, Arthropoda, Insecta, Diptera, Culicidae. The record is from RefSeq and is a predicted model, not a curated record. The transcript has a single exon.